GUGCCUGCAGGUGUGAAGGAGGACUCGUUCAACGUGCUGGACCUGGCGGAGUACACGAAGAACCAGCCCUGGUGGCGCAAGGUCUUCGCCCCCAGCUCGGGGUCAAGUGCCGAGAAAUACAAUGUGGCCACGCAGCUGGUGAUCGGAGGGGUCACAGGAUGGUGUACUGGAUUCAUCUUCCAGAAAGUUGGAAAGCUGGCAGCGACAGCAGUGGGAGGUGGCUUUUUCCUACUUCAGAUUGCAAACCACACAGGAUACAUCAAAGUGGACUGGAAGCUAGUAGAACGGGACGUAAACAAAGCCAAGCAGCAGCUGAAAUUUCACAGCAGUGGUAACAAAAUGCCUCCAGAAGUGAAAAGCAGAGUGGAUGAGGUGAUCAUAUUUCUGAAGAAGAAUGUUAUCCUGACUGGAGGGUUUGCUGGAGGAUUCCUGCUUGGAAUGGCGUCCUAGAAACUGCGCUUGACUCUCCCUUCAUGCCCAGCCUCCCCGGCCCUCCUGUACUGCUGUUCUCUCUCACUUAGAAGUCAAAGGAUGUUGCUGACAGGCUCAGUCCCUCUGCUCACAGGUUCCAGCCCUUAUGUCUUACAAUGCUGCUUCUGAUUUCCAAUUUUUUCCUCUGUCUGGGCUGUUAGGUUGCUGGGAUCAGUCUGAAAGCUUAUGGCUCCCAGUGUAUCAUUGUGAUUCAUUUCCCCACCAAAUAUGCCCAGUUCCAAAUUUUCUGAUGAGUUGCAGCCUCAUAAACAUGUAGUGGCAGAGAAGUUUCUUAAACGUGCUUCCUCCCAGGUGCUCAGGGUUGUUACAUGUACAUUUGUCUGCCAGUAUAUGUGUAAAAC
Molecule: messenger RNA, 833 nt
Organism: Phaethon lepturus (White-tailed tropicbird)
Lineage: Eukaryota; Metazoa; Chordata; Aves; Phaethontiformes; Phaethontidae
Gene: FUNDC2
Product: FUN14 domain containing 2
Exons: 4
Biological process (GO): autophagy of mitochondrion
Cellular component (GO): mitochondrial outer membrane
Source: RefSeq, a predicted model, not a curated record